UAAGCAGGUCCUCCCCUUGUGUUCCCAUGUUAUUGUCUCUCUCUCUCUCUCUCUCUCUCUCUCUCUCUCUCUCUCUCUCUCGCUCUCUCUCGCGGCAUCCCCCCAUCCCCCAUCACUCUAUGUGCUUCCAUACAGCCCUGAAAAAUCAACCGGAGGAAACCUUCACAGAGGAGAAAAGAGUAACCCUUACCAACCCAGGAAGAUCGCUCUAAACCGUUAUCAUAGAUUGGAUCUGGGCGAACUAUCUAAACCAUCUCACACUGAUUUGCAUAUCCAUUCCUCCUACCUCCUUCAUUUGCCUUUCCCUCACUGAGAAUGGCAAGCGGGCAUCCCACUGACAAAUUCAGUUUUCUGUACCCAACAGACACCAGUCAGAACAUUAAGAGUAAGAACAGGCUGUCUUCCACCAUGAACCCGGUGUACAGUCCAAUGCAGCCGGGAAACCCGUAUGGAAAUCCCAAGAAUAUGGCAUACACAGGUUAUCCAGCUGGUUAUCCAACAACUGCCCCGACUUAUACAGCCAACCUCUAUCAGACAGGGAGUCCAGGAUACCCACCAGUGCUGCUGGUGAAGCAGGCCUGGCCCCAGACGGCAUCAGCCCAGGCAGAUGGCUCCUAUGACCUGGCCAUGGACGCAGGCUCAGAGAGCAGGCAGUACCAGGCCUCAUCGACAGCAUUCAGAUAUACUGCAGGAACACCUUAUAAAGUGCCCCCCACUCAGAGCAAUGGAGCCCCUCCUCCCUACUCCCCAUCCCCUAAUCCGUAUCAGACGGCCAUGUACCCCAUUAGAAGUGCCUACCCACAGCAGAACCUCUAUGCUCAGGGUGCUUACUACACACAGCCGAUGUAUGCUGCUCAGCCUCAUGUAAUCCACCACACCACCGUGGUUCAGCCCAACAGCAUCCCUUCUGCCAUCUACCCAGCUCCUGUACCCACGCCACGCUCCAAUGGCAUGGCCAUGGGCAUGGUGGCUGGAACAACGAUGGCCAUGUCUGCCGGGACUUUGCUGACUACCCCUCAGCACACUCAAAUUGGAGCACACCCUGUCACCGUGCCAACAUACAGACCCCAAGGAACACCUGGGUACAGCUAUGUGCCACCUCACUGGUAGAGCUCACCUGCCGAUCAUAUCUGGAGUCAAACAUUGUAUGCAACUACUCAAGUCUUACAUCGGCGCUCUGUACGCAACAGAAACGUGCCACGUCUGUUUGCAAGAACAAAAGAGAAAAAGUGCAAGGGUCACUUUAUGCAUUCUUACGUGUUUUUGUAAAAGCUGCUUUUUUAUCUUUUAUUUAAUUUUUCUUUAUUCUCAUUUUUUGGGAUGAUGUUCUGCAUUAGUUUAUUUUAAUUCUCAUUGUUCCAUUGUUACUUCUGUAUGAACUCCAGAAUGAUUUCGACCAAUCACGCCUAUUCAAACAAUUUGUCUUUUGUGUUCAGUAUAAACGCUGGUGUGUAGGAAUGUACCGAUGCAAUAUCAGCACCCCUCGGAUCAUAAUCAUCCAAUUAUGCUGCCAAAUUUUGAAACCUUUAGAUAUUAGCACUGGUUUUUUUUUUAUUUCAUAUCGUAUUUUAAUUUUGGCCUUCCCAGUUCCCACACAAAAUCUUUUUUUAAGGACAUUUAAUUUCAUCAGUUUUCCCUAAUUUCAUUCAUCUUCUAUCCUCGAUAACAAGGUUGUCUUCCAGCUUGUAGCUGUUCAUGUAGAUUUGUAAGGAAUAUAUCAUUCGUAGGGCCGUGCAAACGUGGUUUAACCUUCAUUAGAAUAUCAAGUGCAUACAGUAAUCUUAAUUAUUUACUAAAUAGAUAAAGUUAGCGUGAGCCGGUUACUUUACAAGCUUAUGUGUCAGGUUAGCGUAAGCUUCUAAACUGUAAUGUGUAUAUUCGAUUUAUAAAAAAGUGCACGCAUGGGUGCUCUCGUAGGGAACGUGGCGGCACGCAAGCAUGCGCUCAUGGUGAAAACAAACAAACACGGUUUGUGGCGUAGAAAAUUGAGAAGAAAAAAAACGAUCAGUGGCACUUAGCAAGAGCCUCUGGUGUGAUGUCAUACCAGUGGCAUUAAACCUAAUCAAAAUAUGUGCCAACUUUGAGGCCAGACAGGAUGGAAGCUACUUUAACAGAAUGAUUAGGAUUGCAUACAGGAUUCAAAGGGAUUUUAUCGCAACAUAGAGAGCACUAAAAGCAAAAGAAAGGAAGAGACUUACAAACAAUUGUGUAGCAUUAAAGGGACAGUUCACCCAAAAAACGAAAAAUCUGUUCUUUUAAUCUGCAAUCAGCUCCAGGAUUAGAGUGGGUCUCAUCUAACCCCUGUUCCUCUGUGAAUUCUUGGGCUUAUAGGCCUGUAGUGGCACAGAUUUUAGGAGUAGAAAUGGAGUUGUUCAACGCAAUAAUCAAAACGGCCUGCUUGAAUGGCAUUUAAUCGUAACUUACAGCAUUUUUAGAGAGAGAAAAGAACGAAUUUUGAUUUCCUAUCCCAAGGGCCUCGCCUGUAUCCAUGACUAGCAUACUCAGAAGUGACAUAUCAUGUAUUCUAUGAAAUGUUAUCAUAUGAAUCAUUGCACAAUGACAAAUAGACAUAACUUAAUAACCAAUUAUACGGUACACUCUCAUAUUUAAAGAUGUAAUUAAGAAAAUCAAGCAUUUACUCUAUGAACCAAUAGUCUUGGUAAUGUCUCUGGAAGUAAUAUUAUUGUCCAUGCAAAACAGUAUCGCUCUUUUUGUUAUGUUUGUUGGCUAAUCAACCACUAUUUCGAUAUAGUUAGCUCAAAGUGGGGAGAACUGAUUCUCUGAUCUUAUGUGAAAGUUAUAACGUCUUGUAAUGCAUGUGUCAUGUGGGUGAAUGCAGUAGUGUAACCAGAUUGAAAUGAUGCCCAUAUGCAUGGUUGCAUCAUGUUGAAUUGCAGCUUAUGGGUUGCUUUAAAAUGCAUUACGUUGAAACACAAUCCCUUCCAUGUUCAAUUUAAGUAAAGGGAAUGAGUAAUGGCAUAAGACACAAAUUACAAAAAAUUAACCAUUUCUUGCCAUUUUAAAAAUAUUUUUAUGACAAAUUAGCACAUUUUCAUAAAAGUCUCAUUACCAUAAUACGUCCAGGCAUUUUAUAUUUGCUUUUUUUGUAACUGGUAAAUGGUCUGCACUUAUAUAGCGCCUUUUUAACCUUAGCGGUUUACACUGCGUCUCAUUCACCCAUUCAAACAACAAUGAUGGCAGAGCUGCCAAGCAAGGCGCUAGCCUGCCAUUGGGAGCAACUUGGGGUUCAGUGUCUUGCCCAAGGUCACUUCGGCAUGUGGAGUCAUGUCAACGCCAACCCUGCGAUUAGUGGCCGAUCCGCUCUACCACCUGAGCCACAGCCGCCUGUUAUUUUCAAUGAUUCUCAUUAAAUCUUCUGUACUGUAAUACCUUAUUUUGCUGUAUUACAUAAACAAAUACAGCAAUACAUUAAUAAAAAAUCUGUAUAAAUUAAAUGAUGUACAAUAAGUACUUUGCAUUUUAAACAAUAUAUCAUUCUUAGUGAGAAUUAUGCUUAGAAAUGUGCUGAAGUGUUACGAAUAUAGUUUCAUGAGGCAACAAAUCUUAAUAGUUCCAAAACUGGCUUCAUUUCCAUUAAGCAAAAUAUGUUUUCUUCUUUCUUUCUUUUGAUGUUUGGGGUGAAAUACGAUCCGGCAUGUUCUUGCCAGUAUUGCUGUAACUUUACCGUAUUAGGAACCAGAAUUAUGUUCCCCUUAAUUUGAGCAAAUCUGUUUGGCCAAAGCCAGUAUGAAUCAGUCGUUAGUUGCAAUAUUUGGUUAAUGAAAUAGUUUAUUCAAAGGCCCAAUAGCACAUCAGUAUAACAGUUACUAGUUACAUCUUCAAUUAUCAACUUUAAUAUGCAUAAUAUCAUCAAGACGUAAUUCAUAUUAGUCAAGCCAACCCCAUUUUUUCAUGUAGUUCCUUUAAAAAAAAGAAAAAAAAAGAUAAUUGAAUUUUGAUUGUUGAUUAUUGAAUAAGAUCCUAUUAUUCUACUCACAAUUUGAUGAAAUUGUCAUUCUUUCCUUUUACGCUUUUAAACAGUAUUAUAGCAAACAGUAAACCUUUUUUUUUUUUCGUUUGCAGCCAAUCAUUUUGCAUUACAAGACUCUAUUGUUGCAAUUGAUCACUGUAGUCGACAUAAUUAAUCACCCACUGGUCCGAGACCCAAACAGACCUAUAUCGGACCUCUACACUAGGGUUGGAGUUAUCGCAGAAGAUUUAAUAAAAGGUUGAUUCAAAUGAAAGCAAGUUACCAUCCACACUGACAUGUAAUUUAGGCGCUUUUUCCGUAAGUGUUAUUUAAAGUUUGAAUUAAUGAUUGAUGUUCAUUUUUCUUAAAUAGAAGAUCUUUAUAGUGGAUCUGGAGUGGAGUGAUACAGUCCAUGUGGUUGCGAGGCUUUUCAGAGCACAAAUCUUCAAAGGGUUUCCUCUUCCUGUUCUUUUAUUUUCCUCGUCUUUCACAUCGUCUUUUCAUUGAAAAGUAAAGGGGGACAGACUUUGGCAGUCUGCAAAUAAGAAAAGAAUAGUUAAUAAGGCAAAAUUGUUGCAGAUACUUAUAUGAAAAACAUUUUAACAUGGGGUCAUCAUAGUUUUGUUCACCCAAAAAGGAAAUUCUGCCAUAAUUUACUUGCAUAAUUUUGUUCCAAAACACAAAAGGAGAUAUUUGGCAGAAUGUUCACAGUGCUUUUUCCAAAUAAUGUGAGUGAAUGGGAAUGGACGCUCUCAAACUCUGAAAAGGACACAAAAGCACCUUAAAAGUAGUCCAUAUAAUUUAAAAUCUGACAAAUCAGAAGUAUGAAUAACUUAAAUUGCAUUUUUUUUUUUUUUUUUUAUACAAAGCUUUAAUAUGGCUUCAGAAAACUUGGAAUAUAGUGCACACAGUUAUAUUGACACUUGUAUGCCGCUUUUAUGUCUCUUUUGGCGUUCGACAGCAUUGGUCCACAUUCAAUCUCAUUAUCUGGAAAAGAUUCUGCUAAACUUCUGCUUUUGUGUUCCACGGAAGAAAGAAAAACAUACGUAUUUGGAACAACACGAGGGUGGGUAAAUGAUGACUGAAUUUUCUUUUUUGGGUAAACGGCCAACAGGUCUACUCUGAUAUGUUUAUGCACACCACACAUCAUUCCAGUGGGGGCUUUUGGUGUAUAUUUCCAUCUUAAAUAGAUUGACCGGUUUUAUUUGCGAUAUCAGGUGGUCUGUUAGGAAUCAAUAGUGAGCAGAGUUGAAAUUUGCUCUGAUGUGGUAUGGAAGAACAUUUGGGUUUUCUGUUUGAUUCUUUUGAAAUAUCUUUUGAUGUUGAUAUUACAAACCCAUGCACUGUUCAGUUCUUUUCUUUCAGGGCAUCAAUCAAACGAUUGUUUACUAGUGCCCGUGAUGCAUGCAACGGGUAAUUAGCUCUAGUGAAGUCAGUGUCACGUCACCAGUCUGUAAAGGUAUUUCUAAAGUAAUUGUGGCAAUGGUUUCACAUUCUUGCUGAGAACCUGUCAAAUGUACCAUAGGCUUUGACACAAACAAAAAAAGGGGUUGCUAUUUCACGGUGUUGCUUAUAGGAGUGUAACACUACUGUUUAGGACAACAGCUAUUUGUGUUUGACCCAUACAGAAUAAAAGACUUAGUUGUUUGAAUUCUAAAUGUAAAGCAAAAAAGGGGAAAGUCUUCCAGAAUUUAUCUCCCUUCAGUGAGUGUUAAUGACCCCUUGCCCCAUAGUAUGUAUCACGCACUACAGCAUGGUUCUGGUACCAUCGAGACCAUUCCUUCAUGGUUCUUGCAGGUCAGAGCUAAUUUUCGCCAGCAUGGUCCAGACCGUGUCAUUCAACCUUUCGAGCAAGGAGUCCCACACCAGGCUUGUGAAAUGAAGUGUAAAUCUGUUUUCUUUUUUUG
Messenger RNA from Xyrauchen texanus (razorback sucker), 5877 nucleotides. RefSeq names its product protein FAM168A-like. NCBI's taxonomy places the organism in Eukaryota, Metazoa, Chordata, Actinopteri, Cypriniformes, Catostomidae. The record is from RefSeq and is a predicted model, not a curated record. Gene Ontology annotation, biological process: positive regulation of base-excision repair. The transcript has 9 exons. The coding region runs from base 316 to 1110 and encodes 264 amino acids.